Molecule: messenger RNA, 2708 nt
Organism: Glycine soja
Lineage: Eukaryota; Viridiplantae; Streptophyta; Magnoliopsida; Fabales; Fabaceae
Product: type I inositol polyphosphate 5-phosphatase 8-like
Exons: 10
Coding region: 442-1845 (467 amino acids)
Biological process (GO): phosphatidylinositol dephosphorylation
Molecular function (GO): phosphatidylinositol-3,4,5-trisphosphate 5-phosphatase activity; phosphatidylinositol-4,5-bisphosphate 5-phosphatase activity; inositol-polyphosphate 5-phosphatase activity
Source: RefSeq, a predicted model, not a curated record
UCUCUUUUUCUUUUCUUCUUUCUGUUUUGGCUUUUUGUUCUUUUCGCGUUUUCCAAAAAGGCUUCGGAUUUGGUGUCCCUCCUUUCGUUUUCACCACUCUGAUUCCGGGUCCAGCUAUUAGAUUGAUGUGUUUCCGUCCAUUCACACACGCCAUUUUCUUUUUUCAAUCUUCUAGUUUUGGAUGUAGACACAACCCCAGUUUGUGUUCAGAUUUUUCCUCGAGAAAAAAGUCACAAACUUUCGCUUUUUGAACGAACGUUGAAUGUGAUCACACCCCAGUUUGUGUGCAAUUUUUUGUUGGUUCAUCCGCACACUGUUUUUCUUAUCUGUAAAGCGCAAAACUGGAGCUUGUAAAAGGAGAUUCCUCAGAGCCGAAGAGGAAGAUGCACCUAGCCUUUUUUCUAACCUCUUUCUUCCUUUCUCUUUUGUUGGAGAAGAACAAUGAGAACAGAGUUGAAGAAGAAGAUAUCCAAGUCUUCAUGGCCAAAAUUUAAUGUAAGAAAGUGGCUCAAUAUAAGGAGCAACGAUGAUAAAUUUCACUCAGAUGCGUCAUAUUACUCUUUACCAGAGGGGUGGCUGAUGGACUCCACAAAUGAAUUGAAACAUUCGGCAUCAGUGAUGGAGGCACCAUCUGUCAUUGACAUUGACACGCUCAACCUUAGGAUGUUCGUGGGGACUUGGAAUGUUGGAGGAAAGUCACCCAACGAGGGAUUGAACUUGAGGGAUUGGUUGAUGUUGCCUUCACAAGCUGACAUCUAUGUCAUUGGGUUCCAAGAAAUUAUACCUCUAAACGCAGGAAACGUGCUUGGGCCAGAGGACAGUGGCCCAGCAUCGAAAUGGCUGAACCUUAUUCGUCAAGCCUUGAACUCUAACACAAGCUCCAGUGGAGAAAAUUCUCCUACAUCGUCUUUUAACAGUAGAAGGCAAUGCUGCCCAAAUGAACAACACUAUUAUUGCCUAGCAGCAAGCAAACAAAUGGUGGGUAUCUUCUUGUGUGUGUGGGUACGUGCGGAUCUUUACAAGCAUGUCAGCAAGUUAAAGGUGUCUUGUGUUGGUAGAGGCAUCAUGGGCUAUCUAGGAAAUAAGGGUUCAAUAUCAAUUAGCAUGACAUUGUACCACACAACGUUCUGCUUCGUUUGUACCCACUUGGCCUCCGGAGAGAAAGAUGGUGAUGAGGUGCGAAGAAAUUUGGACGUUUCAGAGAUAUUAAAGAAAACUAAAUUUUCACACUCAUUCAAAGCACUUGGCCAACCACUCCCUCCUGAAAGCAUAUUAGAGCAUGAUAAGAUAAUUUGGCUUGGGGAUUUGAAUUAUCGCCUUGCUGCUGCUUACGAUGAUACACUUGGGCUGCUGAAGAAGAAUGAUUGGCAGGCACUAUUAGAGAAGGAUCAGCUAAGGAUAGAGCAGAGAGCUGGUCGAGUAUUCAAAGAGUGGAAGGAAGGGAAGAUAUACUUUGCUCCAACUUACAAAUAUUUAUUUGAUUCUGACCAAUAUGUUGCCCAAACUAACAAGUCCAAGGAAAAACGACGAACUCCGGCUUGGUGUGAUCGAAUUCUAUGGAGAGGUGAAGGCGUGGAGCAGCUAUGGUAUGUGCGAGGAGAGUCCAAAUUCUCAGACCACAGGCCAGUGUAUUCACUAUUCUCGGUUGACGUGGACUUGACAUGUAACAAGCUAAGUAGUCCCUCUAUUGCUGCAUCAGAUAGCAGCUCAAUAAUCUCAACAAGGUCGUGUUCCUCUAGACCCUUAACAAACGCUGCCUUGUCCUCAUCUUGCUUUGCUAAAGUUCAGGCUGAGGAACAACUUUUGUUACUAACCAGGGUACAUAGACACAGGGUUCUGACUUAGUACAUAGGAUACUAUACAAACACUUUCCGAGAAAGUAAAGUAAGUACAUAAGAGACACGACCACCAAGUUGCCGCAGCUCGCGGUGUGCCCUGACAAAGCGUAAAGUGAGGGAAAAUCAAACAUUAGUUGUCAUGGUUCGGGUUCUGUGUUCCUCACUUUUUUUGUUGAAACAGAGGAUGGAUUAGUCUUUUAUGGGGUAAAAAGAUUAGGUUCUUUUCCAAGGAUAUUGCUAAAAAGUGUUUUUUAGCAUAUUGGUUAAGAAAUUAAAAGAAAAAAAUAUUUAUUGUAAAAAUUAUAGAAGAAUAUAAAAAAAUAAUUAACAACAUAAUUUUAUACAUCUCUAUAAGAAAAUCUUUCUUAUUUUAAUUUCUUAAGCAAUACUCUAAGAAUACUUCCUAGAUGGCCUUUGCCCUUUUCAUAAUUGCUCUCAUGCGAGCCUUGGCAAUUUGGCAUGCACCCUUCUGGCCCAGAUGAAAACUAUGUGACAUGUUGAGCUAGCAAUGAUUAGAGGACUGCAUUUGGUGUAAAAAGUGAGAAACAGAAGCGUGGCAGCGAUUGAAGUGAAGAAAAUAAUGGCUCGAUGUGUGGGAAUCUCUAAUCAUGCGUGCUCUUUUUUUAAGCUUUUUGGGUAUUAGAGGCUUAGCUUUUUUUAUAUAAGCUUGGAAUCUUGAAAAGGUUUGGUUGUUUUAGUAGAGGCCGGGGGAUGAUUUGCAUUUUGAUAAUCGGAUCGGUGGAGGUGAGAUUGAUAGCUGUUGAAAGUUGUAAAUUAAACUGUUUAUCAGUUUUGUUAUCGUUAUUCAAUACAAUGUAUGGAAUUUUGUUAUGUGAAAAAUCUAUAGCAGCUUAGUAUAAUAUUUGUUCA